UUAACUCUUCCCUACCAUUCGUUCGAUGAAGUUCGGGCUGAAGUGGAGCCUCUCAUUCGCAGUAUAAUGGACUUCCCCAAGAAAGGUAUCAAUUUCAGGGAUAUUAUGCCACUUUUUGCUCAUCCAAAAAUAGUAGAUGACCUCUGUAAAGCAAUCGCUCAACAUAUACGAACCAGUGUCGGUGAAAUCAACGCUAUCGCUGCUCUCGAGGCACGAGGCUUUCUUUUUGGACCGAUGGUCGCUAUACUUCUGGGAGUACCAUUUGUCCCCAUUCGGAAGAAAGGCAAAUUGCCGGGACAAUGCCUUCAGGCCUCAUAUAUGAAGGAGUAUGGUGAGGUAUGA
Haemonchus placei is the source of this 342-nucleotide messenger RNA. The record is from the annotation of a GenBank genome assembly. NCBI's taxonomy places the organism in Eukaryota, Metazoa, Nematoda, Chromadorea, Rhabditida, Trichostrongylidae.